AUGCAAUCCAUGCAAAUAAAAGAAGAUAAAGAUGAUCAGCACGGGCAGGUUGAUUCUGCCUCUGCCCUCCAACAAUAUCUUGAUCUCAUAACUAUUACCUCAAUAUCUGGCAUAUACAAUUCACUUGUGUUGGAAAUAAAAGCUGGAGACACUAUAAGGGAUGCAAUUCAUAUGUUGUACGAAAAGGAAACCUUUGGUGCAGCCAUUGUUGAUGUUUUGGAUACUGAAACAUCCGAUGUAAGAUUUUCCGAUCGCUAUAUCGGUUUCAUUUCUUUUCCAAACAUCAUUCUUUGGUGUCUCGAGGAAUAUGAAAACAUAAAGGAAGAUGCCAAUGACAAUCACAGUCACCUUAAAGAUAUUGAGCAUGAUGACCUUUUCUCCAUCCUAGACCAGAUCCCUCAGAUUGGCCAAACCAAGGUUGGCGAGUUGGCUAAGUCAUUCCUCUGGGAACCAUUUUUUCCAGUACACUUGAAUGACACGAUUCUGCACGCAUUGUUACUUCUUUCUAAGCAUAGGCUGCAAGUUUUGCCUGUCAUACAACAACCAGAUGCCCCCCUCAUCGGUUUUGUUACCCAGAAUGCUCUAGUCGAACUACUUCUUCGAUCAAGCGAACUAGAGUGGUUUGAUAAUAUUGCAAACAAGAACUUGUCAGAUUUCCGAUUUGAAGGCCAAGAACAUCCAAGAUGUGUAUUUGGGAGCCAAUCUGUUGCAGAUGCUUUGAAGCUGCUAUGGCAGAACCAAACCUGUGCAGUCGCAGUCGUGGACCGACAAACCAAGAAGCUCAUUGGUAAUGUGAGGAACAGUGACAUUUAUAAUCUUGUAAAGAACAAUGAUCUCCUUAGAAAUAGAAGGAUUUUAACUGUUGAGGAAUUUCUUCGCACAGAAACCGACAUAACAUACGCUGAACCAAUCACUGAAAAUGAUCAUGGUGCUAAUCAAACUGCAGGAAAUCUCCGCCUGAAAAACAGCUCCAAUCAAACUGCAGGAAAUCUCCGCCUGAAAAACAGCUCCAAAUCCAGAAUGGAUUCACCCGUAAGCAACAAGGAAAAUGACACGCUGAAGCAAGUAAUGCAGCAAAUGGCAAAGACUAAUAGCAGUUUCAGUUUUCUGAUAAAUGGUAACCAGCAAGUUACUGGUUUAAUAACAGUGAGAGAUAUAAUUCUGCAAUUUGCACCUCCAUGUGUGAAUUCUAGUAUAGGUGGAGGUGGAUUUUUUGAAUUGGCUUUGGAGCAAAGUAAAUGUCAUAUUAGUAACGGAACUAUCAUUCGUAAUCGUUGAUCAAGGUAUGUAUAAUGUAUGAUCCAAUGCAUUUACUUAAAGAAAAGUGUGUAACAAGAGGCAUUCGAACAAGAAGAAAUUAUUCAUAAAUUAGGGCAUUCCCUACUGUAAAAAAUGACAGAACGAACGAUUUUCGUUGUUGGGUCAUGCUAACACAGCAUAGCACAUGUUUCUUCAUUCAUAGUUCCUUUAAGGAGUACAAUCAACUUACUACUUACAAUUUAGUGCAGUUUUCGCCGAGGAAAAAUCACA
Molecule: messenger RNA, 1530 nt
Organism: Vicia villosa (hairy vetch)
Lineage: Eukaryota; Viridiplantae; Streptophyta; Magnoliopsida; Fabales; Fabaceae
Product: SNF1-related protein kinase regulatory subunit gamma-1-like
Exons: 7
Coding region: 1-1278 (425 amino acids)
Source: RefSeq, a predicted model, not a curated record